Messenger RNA from Pocillopora meandrina, 375 nucleotides. NCBI's taxonomy places the organism in Eukaryota, Metazoa, Cnidaria, Anthozoa, Scleractinia, Pocilloporidae. The record is from the annotation of a GenBank genome assembly.
UCAGCCGACCCAUGUUAUCAUUAUCAAAGCCUGAGUGAUGCCAGUAGAAAGAGCAGUUACGAAACACCCUGGAACCAAGAGAUGUGUGAAGACCAACUCCUUAAGGGAUGGUACCGUUUUGUGGGAGCUGCAGGAACAAAAAUGCCAACAACACGUGUGCCAGCAUACAGAUGUGGUGCAGUCUGGUCAGGCUGGUUAAAUGGUGCUCAUCCAACACUAGAAGAUGGUGAAGUUUCUCGGAGGGUCUGCUUUAGUGAUCGCCCUACUGGUUGCAAAAACUCAAUAUGUGUCAAUGUAAAAAACUGUGGAUCCUACUUCAUCUACGAACUUCUCCCCCCACCUAGAUGUCUCUCACGCUACUGUGGUACAGACUGA